Molecule: messenger RNA, 1278 nt
Organism: Tricharina praecox
Lineage: Eukaryota; Fungi; Ascomycota; Pezizomycetes; Pezizales; Pyronemataceae
Product: putative ubiquitin conjugating enzyme Ubc8
Exons: 6
Coding region: 398-1015 (205 amino acids)
Biological process (GO): ubiquitin-dependent protein catabolic process; protein polyubiquitination
Cellular component (GO): nucleus
Molecular function (GO): ubiquitin conjugating enzyme activity
Source: RefSeq, a predicted model, not a curated record
UUCAAAAAAAGAAUUGCAAUGGAACAUCACAACUCCAAAAAGCUCGAAUGACCUAUGGAAAUUCGAGACGUUGAUAUCAUUUUACAAAAGCGUGGCGCAAAACUUCGCUUGUGUGUCAGUGUUACACUCCCGGUGACAUUCACGCACGUUUAAAAGCAAUCGACACCUCCGCUUUCAACCACACCACACUCAGCGCCGGCAUCAUCCUCUCGAAGAGAUAUCGCCCCCCAACCCCACACCCACACCUAUAAGCACCUUCCCUUCGUCUACCCAGCAAGCAUCGCACGUCGAACCCUACCUACUCCCGCCGCCACCUAGUUCGCUGCACAUCAAGCUCUCUGCUUCGAGCUUCAUCCUCACACCUCGCCAUCCCCGCCCAUAACUACAAUCCGCAACGAUGAGUUCGCCUCGAAGGAGGAUCGAGACAGAUGUGAGAAUUGCUUUGAAUUCUGCUACGGAAUUAUGGGACUGUACUCAACUGUUUCGCAACUACAGGUUGAUGAGUGACUAUGAGGUUACCUUGGUGAAUGAUAAUAGUCUGUCGGAGUUCUACGUCCGCUUCAAGGGUCCGGAAGAGACACCCUUCAACGGCGGCACGUGGAAAGUCCACGUUGAGCUCCCAGACCAGUAUCCCUACAAGUCACCAUCCAUAGGCUUUGUGAACCGCAUCUUCCAUCCCAAUAUCGACGAGCUAAGCGGUUCCGUAUGUCUCGACGUCAUCAAUCAGACUUGGUCGCCGAUGUUCGAUAUGAUCAAUAUAUUUGAAGUGUUCCUUCCGCAGCUGUUACGGUAUCCGAAUCCGACGGAUCCAUUGAAUGGCGAGGCCGCCGCACUGCUGAUGCGGGAGCCGAAACACUACGAGGCGAAGGUUAAGGAAUACGUGGAGAAAUACGCUACCAAGGAUGCGAUUGAGGACGGAGACGAAGGUUCUGACGAUGAGGACGAGAUGAGCUCUGUUGGUAGCUAUGACGAUGACGAUGAAGACGAUGAACCGGCUGGGCAGAUGGAGGUUUGAUUGCUAAUUGCUGAAUUUCGGUUGGUUUCGAUGUUACCCUGUAGUUUUUGCGCGCUGUUUUGGACCUUUGUUGUUGUUCUUUAAUACACACAUUUUUCCUUUUCCUUCUCGUUCGUGGUAGGGGUUUGAUUGAUGGUGUCGGUGCUGCUCCUUGUUGACGGACAUGCUGAUAUGGUCUUCGCCACGCCUUCGUGAUAGCCCGGAGAUGAAGCUGAUGUAUAAAGAUUGUUCUACUUCUACUUGCUUGUAGUCCAACUCUAGAU